UAUGGCGGCAGAUCUGCCGCUUUCUACUGAUAGAAACGAGAAAUAUCUUGUUUUGAACUGGUUUUCAACAAAAAAAUGCGAAACAAUUAACUAUUGUCCGUAUAUAUAUUUUUAAUAAAACGAAAUAAAAAUGCUUUUAACAUUAAAACCAGAUCACAAGAAACAUGUCUUGCUUCUUACAGAACACACGCCCCAAGUUUUGCAGGAUUUUUGCAAAUUGGCCCUAGAUUACUUACAAAAAGGACCAAACAUUAAAUUAUAUAAUGCAGCCGCCCAAAAAUUGGAGGUGGAAGCAAACAUAAUUAAGAAUUCAGUGGAAGGACUUGUUAAUUUGUUAUUGGAGAGUUGCAGAUACAAAUUGAGUUCUGAAGACUUUAGAGAUUCUGUAAUAGCUUUGGGGUUUUCAGAAGAUCAAGAAACAAUCUUAAGUAAAUUAUAUGAUGUUAAAAAAGAUGAAAUAUUAGAUACACUUACAAAUAUUGGAUUUAAAUUACCAGAAUAUCAUGAUAUGGAAUGGAGAUUUGAAAUACAGCUUGCAUCAAGAUCAUUAUUAAGACAAGUUGCUCCCCUAAUUACUUUGGAUUUGUCCAUAAAAAAUACAGACAAAGACGACAGUAUUGAACAUGUGUUGCUUCAAACAGACCCUAACAAUUUGCUACACAUUACACAGGAAUUAGAAGAGGCACUCCAAGAGGGUCAUAGUCAACAUAUUCGUAGACUUACAAGAAUGAUCAAAUGAUGUUUAUAGUGGUUGCAUUGUAUAAUUACAUUUCACACAAUA
This is a messenger RNA of Dufourea novaeangliae, 781 nucleotides long. RefSeq names its product COMM domain-containing protein 2. The record is from RefSeq and is a predicted model, not a curated record. The transcript has 5 exons. Bases 131 to 739 code for a protein of 202 amino acids. Lineage: Eukaryota; Metazoa; Arthropoda; Insecta; Hymenoptera; Halictidae.